Messenger RNA from Spodoptera litura, 2823 nucleotides. It is a transcript of the gene Rep, whose product is annotated as Rab escort protein. Gene Ontology annotation, molecular function: GDP-dissociation inhibitor activity. Gene Ontology annotation, biological process: intracellular protein transport; protein geranylgeranylation; small GTPase-mediated signal transduction. NCBI's taxonomy places the organism in Eukaryota, Metazoa, Arthropoda, Insecta, Lepidoptera, Noctuidae. Gene Ontology annotation, cellular component: cytosol; cytoplasm; nucleus. The record is from RefSeq and is a predicted model, not a curated record.
AUCGUUCGUUUGACAGACACUGUCAAAGUGUCAAGUAGAAGAGGAGUGGAUUGUUCAGUUUUGUGAUUGUUAAUUUCAUAUAUUUUAAUUUUCGUGGAUAGAAAAUAAGCAGAAAUCAUGGACGACGAUUUACCGACCGAUUUCCAGGUCAUCGUUGUGGGGACAGGAAUGGUGGAGUCCAUAGUGGCCGCCGCCUGCAGCAGAAUAGGAAAGAAUGUCUUGCAUCUAGACUCCAGUGAUCAUUAUGGAGGUCUAUGGGCUUCAUACAAUUUUGAUGGACUACAGAAAUUUAUCAAAGAAGUCAACUCUGAUCCAAAAAGACAGUUGCAGGUCUACAAUUUAGCUGAAAAAUGGUAUAUUGAAAAGGAAUCGGCACAAGAUGAGAAGAAGGAAGAGGGUGGGGAAGAAAAGCCCGAGGAGGCGAAAGCAGAGCCAGCUAAGAAAGUGUGGAGCCAGGCCAACUUCUCUGCAGAAUAUAGGAAGUUUAACAUUGAUAUGACACCUAAGCUGCUGUUCUCUCGCGGUCCACUCGUCGAGCUGCUGAUCUCCUCAAACAUCGCUCGUUAUGCGGAGUUCCGAUGCGUCACCAGGGUCUUGACGUGGCUCAACGAUCGCCUUAUGCCUGUACCCUGCUCCCGAGCUGAUGUCUUCGCGACUGAAGCUGUGGGUAUCGUUGAGAAACGCCAACUCAUGAAGAUGUUAACGUCUAUCGUUGGAUAUAAUGAAGAGGAAAUGAAUAACGAAUUUAAAGAUUGGAAUGACAAGACAUUCAAAGAGUACUUAGCACACAAGGGUCUGACUCCUAAUUUAAUCCACUACGUGUUGUACGCGAUCGCGGGCGGCACCAACAACAUGCCUUGCUUGGAGGGCGUCAAGGAAUGCAAGAAGUUCCUCAUGAGCCUCGGUCGCUAUGGCAACACUCCCUUCCUGUGGCCCAUGUACGGCAGUGGAGAACUACCCCAGUGUUUCUGCAGAUUGUGCGCUGUUUUCGGCGGCGUGUAUUGUCUGAACCGGCCGAUCGACAAGGUUCAAACAAAGACGGUAGAUGAGGGAAAAACUGUGGUCACGAUUGACAGCAAAUCUAAGACCUUGAACUGCGACCAUUUAGUGAUCGGCAUCAACGAAUGUCCUAAGGACUUGAUUUCACCGGAGCCAGCGGAGAGCAGCGACAUAUCGAAGGCGGUGUUCAUAACGAAUGGCUCCAUAAUGAAGAAUGACAAGGAGCCGCUGACCCUGCUUCGCUUCCCUCCACAGUCUGAUGAUGAUCACGCCGUCACCGUACUCGAAGUUGGACCUGCCACCGGCUCUUGCCCCAAAGGACUGUUUGUGGUGUACUUCAUUACGAACAAGGUGAAGGAUGCCGAGUCUGACCUUAUGGGCAUCGCGGAGAAGAUCUUUGACAUGUCAGGCGGCGACCAAACUGCUGAGUCUGAAAAACCCAAGUGCUUGUGGUCAUUGUUCUACAACGUGAAGGAUACGAGCGCGGCCGUAGCCAGCGUUGCAGACUGCCUACAUGUUUGCUCCGGACCUGAUGCAGGACUCGACUUCGACCGCGCAGUCGAACAGGCCGAGCAGAUCUUCAAGAAGAUCUGUCCAGGCGAGGAGUUCCUGCCGCGCGCCCCCGACCCAGAGGAGAUCGUGUUCGAGGACGACGUGACGCACGGGCCGGAGUUCCAGCGCGAGCACGACGACGAGGCCGACGGAGACGCACCCAAGGAGUAGGCGCUUCAUGCCACGUGCAGCGUUUUAAUCAACAUCAGCACGUUUGAGCGAGUUCCCGUGCUUCCAUGGUCCUAGAAAAUGUGGAUAACCCCAGUUUAUACCAACACCGAAUAGCCUUCGCAUACAACUGAACAAACUUCGCUAAUCGCAUCCGCACCAUCAUACUUCGUAUCCAUAUACCGAGGCGUCCACUGUUUCCUAGGUCCACAACUUUUUUGCUCUAAUUUAAGUCCAUAUCAAUAUUUCCAAAUACUAUAAAACACGCUGAAACGUGCUGAAUUCAGCUAAGAUGUAAUCUCAGUAAGAUUUAUACGCUUUGGUCGCUUGACUUCGUGCAUUCCGACUGGUGCGUUAGGAUUGAGAAAGUAAGACACAGACGUCGUUAUAGCAUGAACUCAGAUUUUACGAGUGUGCUUAUCGGAAAUUGUGGCCGGCUAAGUCUGCCUCAGUGUUUGAUUCAAUAAUAACAGAUAACUCAUCAAUCUUAUCGCUUUGAUAGUUUGAACUUAUAAACGAAUGUGUACCUAGUUUUGGUAGUUUUUUAUAACCGUGUUAUCAAUCGAGACUUGGCCGGUCACUUCCUGCGUCUAUCUGUGGUUCGUCAGGCAGGGUAGACUUUAUCAGCUGGGUUGUCUUGAUAUAGUCAGCAAGAUCAACUUAAAGCACUUUGAGGCUAACAAUUAUUAUAAUCGAUAGAAAUAGUUACUCAGCCAACAUGACGCCGAGAUCUUGUUGAAGACCAGUGUGAUACUGACUUGAUAUCAUCACUAGGUAUUUAAGAUAUAUUUGUAUUACCACGUGGUUGCUGCGCUCUCUACAGAUCAAAUGUAUAAUUCGCCAGUAUUUGGGUUUUAAGUCAAAGGAGUAUUAUUGAAAAUGAUAACAGUACCUACGACGAGCAGCGGUAGUAUUGCUAGCUAGGAUGCAGUUUAAAAUGUUAAGAAUAACAUUUUUGGACGCACCAGUCUAAAUCAUAGAUAGUAGCACAUAUAAUUUUAUUAAGUUAUUUAGCACUUUUAUGAUAUUUAUUAUCAAAUUAAAAUAAUCAUGCCUGCGCAGCUUGUGCAUUUAUAAUUCCAAUAAAUUGUGAUUAUUAGAAUA